This is a messenger RNA of Mesitornis unicolor (brown roatelo), 1150 nucleotides long. RefSeq names its product pantetheinase-like. NCBI's taxonomy places the organism in Eukaryota, Metazoa, Chordata, Aves, Mesitornithiformes, Mesitornithidae. Gene Ontology annotation, molecular function: hydrolase activity, acting on carbon-nitrogen (but not peptide) bonds, in linear amides. The record is from RefSeq and is a predicted model, not a curated record. The annotation marks the transcript as partial. The transcript is spliced from 5 exons.
GUUUGCUCCAGCUCCAGUGCAGAAACGACUCAGCUGCAUGGCCAGGAAUAACUCCAUCUAUGUGGUUGCAAACACUGGGGACAAGAAGCCGUGUAAUUCCAGUGAUCCUGGUUGCCCCAGCAAUGGUCGCUAUCAGUACAACACUAAUGUUGUCUUUGACUCGGAGGGGAAACUCGUGGCUCGAUACCACAAGUACAACCUGUUUAGAGGAGAAACUCAGUUUGAUUACCCAAAAGAGCCAGAAGCUGUCACCUUUGAGACCCCAUUUGGGAAGUUUGGCAUUUUCACUUGCUUCGACAUCCUUUUCCAUGACCCUGCCGUGGUCCUGGUGAGGGACUUGCAGGUAGACACCGUGCUCUUCCCGACUGCUUGGAUGAACGUCCUGCCAUUCCUGACUGCGAUUGAGUUUCAUUCUGCCUGGGCUAUGGGCAUGGGUGUCAAUUUGCUUUCAGCAAACGUUCACAACAGCGUGUUGUCAAUGACAGGUAGCGGGCUGUUCACGCCAGAGGGACCCGCCGCCUACCAUUAUGACAGCAGGACAGAUGAGGGACAUCUCCUGCUAGCGAAGCUGAGAGCACGCCCCCGUCUUUCCCCCACAUACCCCCCUGCUGUCAACUGGAGCUCAUACGCCACAAGGAUAGAGAAAUUUCCAGGAGGAAAAUACACUUUUUCAAGAGCUGUCCGGCAGGAUGUAUUCACUUUCAGUGAACUCAGGAGCAAAGCUGGAAAUUAUACGGUUUGCCAAGGAGACCUCUGCUGCCAUUUGGUCUAUCAGAUGUCAAACAAGAGGAAAGAUGAAGUUUAUGUCCUGGGUGCAUUUGAUGGGCUUCACGGUUCUUCCAUAAAAUACCAUUGGCAGACAUGCACACUGCUCAAGUGCAAGAGCACAGACCUGAACACAUGCGGGCAGGCAGUGGAGACAGCUCAGACCAAGUUUGAGAGGUUCUCCCUCAGCGGCACAUUUGGCACCAACUGUGUCUUUCCAGAAGUCUUGUACAGCGGGGUGCAGCUGGCCCCCGGGGAAUUUGAGGUGCUACGUGAUGGACGUUUGAAAAGUAAGCAUGUCACAUCGAAACCACUCUUAACAGUGACGCUUUUUGGAAGGCUUUAUGAAAAGGACCUGCCACGUCCUCUGCAACUGUCCCUGUAA